AUGAAGCUCUCGUCUUUCACGGCCGCCACCUUUGCCUGGCUCUCCGGUGCACAGCAACAGGUCCCACUGCAGGCGGAUGACCACACUCGACCUACGAACAUCGCCAUUAUCGGCGCUGGAGCUGGCGGAUCCUCAGCAGCCUACUUCCUCUCCAAGUAUGCCCACAAUGCCUCGAUUCCACUCAACACUACCGUCUUCGAUCGAAAUCCGUACGUAGGCGGCCGCUCCACCACCGUCUCGGCCUACAACGAUACAACACUCCCCGUCGAGCUCGGUGCAAGCAUUUUCGUUGAGAUCAACCACAUCCUUGUAGACGCAGCGAAAGACUUCAAUCUCUCGACAUCUGGGCUCGCAGAGAAUGACUUCCAUGUCGAUGGCUCGAAGGUACCUGGCCCACAGCUAGCGAUCUGGGACGGCGAGAAUAUUGUCCUAACAGCAAAUGGCGGCUGGUUUGACUUUGCAAAACUGUUCUGGAAGUAUGGAUGGACACCAGUAAGGACGCAGAAGUUGAUGAAGAAGGUCAUUGGAAAGUUCAUGCAACUCUACGAUGCGCCUCUAUUCCCGUUCGCAAGCUUGACGCAGGCAGCACAGGACACUGGAUUGCUGGCUGUCACGGCUUCGACGGGCGAGCAGUAUAUGCGUGAGAAUGGGAUCACGGGACCAUUCGGGAGGGAAGUGGUGCAGGCUAGUACGAGGGUGAACUAUGCUCAGAAUUUAGGAUACAUCCAUGGCUUGGAGGCGAUGGUGUGUAUGGCUACCGACGGGGCUAUGGCGAUUGAGGGAGGGAAUUGGAAGAUCUUCGAUGGAAUGAUCAAGAGCAGUGGAGCACAUCUGAAGCUAGAGACCAAGGUAGGAGGUAUCUGGCCGCAAGGGCAUGGGAAGUACGCUCUGAACUACAGCCACAUCGAUGGCACCGGAUCAGGAUCGCAGCUCUUCGAUGCCGUCGUACUGGCAGCGCCAUACCAGUACUCUGACUUAAAGAGCUUAGGCGUGGCCAGCGAACACCACCCUGACGAAAUACCUUAUGUCGAGCUCCACGUCACCCUCUUCACCUCACCACACCUCCUGUCACCCGAAUUCUUCAACAUGCCAGCAGAUAAGCCCGCCCCUCGAGUCAUCCUCACAACCCUCCCCGACGGCGAGCCCGCCCGCAAAGGCAAAGAAGGCGUAGGAAGUCCCGGCUUCUUCAGCAUCUCCCUCCUCCGCCCCAUCGUAAACCCAAACACAAGCCAGAAAGAAUACCUCUACAAAAUCUUCUCACCCGAAGCACCAGAUUCGGAAUGGCUGGCCGCCCUACUGGGUGUGAAAGAUUCGCCAGGGGGUGGGAAAGAGAUUGUAAGUGGCAGGGAUAUUACGUGGAUAUACCGGAAAGUCUGGAAUAGCUAUCCGUAUGAGUACCCAAGGGUGACGUUUGAGGAUCCGAACUUGGGCAAGAAUCUUUACUAUACUUCGGGUAUGGAUAGUUUCAUUAGCACGAUGGAGACGAAUGCGUUGAUGGGGAAGAAUGUGGCGAGGUUGAUGGUGGAUGAGUUGGUGAGGAAGGAUUCGAAUCAAGAUAGUAUCGAGGGGAUCAUGGUGCAGAAGAAUGUGACAGAUGCAUUCGCCGCGGUUUAG
Messenger RNA from Fulvia fulva, 1614 nucleotides. Its product is annotated as Farnesylcysteine lyase. The coding region runs from base 1 to 1614 and encodes 537 amino acids. NCBI's taxonomy places the organism in Eukaryota, Fungi, Ascomycota, Dothideomycetes, Mycosphaerellales, Mycosphaerellaceae. Gene Ontology annotation, biological process: prenylcysteine catabolic process; prenylated protein catabolic process. The transcript has a single exon. Gene Ontology annotation, molecular function: prenylcysteine oxidase activity. The record is from RefSeq and is a predicted model, not a curated record.